CCCUGGUUGAAAGAGGGCCACGCACGCUAUCCAACACUGCCCUAAUGCCACUUCGUCAUUUUUUCAGUCGCCAUUGUUCUCGUUCUCGGCCGUCGAAUUUGUGGAAAUAAACGUAUUUCCCAUUUAAAUUCGCUGCAAUAAUCACAAUAGCGAGCUGCAAAACACAACACCAGCCGAGUGCGUGUCGAUUUCCAGUAAUUCGGAGCGCGCAAGUCGAAUAAAAACGCUCUAAACAGCACAAGUCCAGGACCAGAAAUCGAAUAUUUGUUCGUGGCAAAUAUAUAAUCUUGUGAAAAAGCCAGAAAAUGUCAUCUGUGAAUCCGGAAUACGACUAUCUCUUUAAGUUGCUGCUCAUUGGAGACUCGGGCGUUGGAAAGUCCUGUCUUUUGCUGCGAUUUGCCGAUGACACAUAUACAGAAAGCUAUAUCAGCACAAUCGGAGUGGAUUUCAAAAUCAGGACCAUAGAACUCGACGGGAAAACCAUUAAACUGCAAAUCUGGGAUACUGCUGGCCAGGAGCGCUUCCGCACCAUCACGUCUUCAUAUUAUAGGGGCGCCCAUGGCAUCAUUGUCGUAUACGAUUGCACGGACCAGGAGUCUUUCAACAAUGUAAAGCAGUGGCUGGAGGAGAUUGAGCGGUAUGCCUGUGAGAAUGUCAACAAGUUGCUGGUGGGCAACAAGAGCGACUUGACCACCAAGAAGGUAGUCGACCACACCACAGCUGCGGAGUACGCCGCCCAGUUAGGCAUUCCAUUCCUUGAAACUUCGGCCAAGAGCGCCACCAACGUGGAGCAGGCCUUCAUGACGAUGGCGGCCGAGAUCAAGAAUCGCGUCGGGCCGCCGUCCAGCGCCACCGACAACGCUAGCAAAGUGAAAAUCGAUCAAGGACGUCCAGUGGAAAACACCAAAUCCGGUUGCUGCUGAAUAACUCUGAUUGUGAAUCAUUAUUUUAUUAUACAAUUAAACAAAAUUUAAAUAUAAUAAAUUAAAACGGAAACCACACAAUAAUUAUAAAACAAGCGAAAUCGUAAUUAUAAUAACUAAUUCUGUAAUAACAAUAAUGGUGAGGAAUGACGAGUAGUGCGUUUGUAUGAUCCUAGCCGUGAUCCAAUUCGAUAAACAAUUUAAGCAAAUAUGUAUUAGGUACGUAGCCAACCAGAUCCAGAUCCAGACCCAGACUUCAGACAUCCCCAACCAAACACAAACAACAAGGACAUCGAUCCUGAUACUAACCGUCACUCUGAUUUCCGCAGUUCUGUUCAUAAGUAGAGCAAAGCAAGCAAAUUCGGUGUAGCAAUUAACAUAAUAUUACUUUAACCUACAGUAAGAAGUUACCUAUCACAGCAGCGCGAAACAAUACCGAAACUAAUAUGUACUAUUAACUACACAUUAAUUGAGCGCAGGCGACGGCAAGAGCAAUUACACUUGCCUUGUGUCAGCUACUACUUACCACUAUGUAUACAUAUGUAUGUGUUUAAAUUACAAAUACAAUUUUCUAAACAUAUUAUCUCUAGCGAACGUGAUCGCCACUUGUCUCAGUCAUCUUGAAAUUUUAUGUAAUUCGAACCCAAAAAAGAACGAACAUUUUUAGAAUUAACGUGGAGCGAUUGUGUGUUUGAAUUUUCGUGUGACACAAGGGAUUUGUUUAGGCACAUAAUUAGUGUAAUAAUGACGACAUAGCGAUGAAGUUUAAUAAAAAUUAUUGCGUGUGCGUAUAUAAAUUGAAAGGUUUGGGAUCAAGGACACACUUUAGUUUCGGUUUUCACUGUCGCCCGAAUUUGAAUCUUAACUUCACCUAAGUCUAAUAAAAUCGAUCUGUACCGAUGCCUACAAA
Messenger RNA from Drosophila erecta, 1833 nucleotides. RefSeq names its product ras-related protein Rab-1A (gene Rab1). The record is from RefSeq and is a predicted model, not a curated record. NCBI's taxonomy places the organism in Eukaryota, Metazoa, Arthropoda, Insecta, Diptera, Drosophilidae. Gene Ontology annotation, molecular function: GTP binding; GTPase activity. The coding region runs from base 306 to 923 and encodes 205 amino acids. The transcript is spliced from 5 exons.